Molecule: messenger RNA, 2133 nt
Organism: Peronospora matthiolae
Lineage: Eukaryota; Oomycota; Peronosporomycetes; Peronosporales; Peronosporaceae
Source: the annotation of a GenBank genome assembly
AUGGUCUCAUCUCGCACCACGCACGCCACACAGAGUAAGCGACGAAUGGGAGGCCACGAGGCCACACGUGCAGAGCUGACGCGGUCCUUUGGCAUGCUGAAAGAAGCGCUGCAGGCGACACCGAUCACAGAUGAUCAAGAGGCUGUUAUGGUCACGCGGAUGUGCGUUGACUCGCGCUAUAUUGAGGAAUUUGAGCGUCUACUGCGCGUGAUCCUUAAGACGACACACACUGUGGGUCACGUAUCGACUUGCGUCGUGCGUCCGCCGCCUGGAGAAUUCACCUACACGUCGAUCGUCAAGUAUUCGAACCUACUACUAAUGCGACAGACUUAUCCGGCUACCAUUGAAGACGGUCCAGAGUUUUACAAACUGCUGGCCGCACGUGAUUCCCUGCUGCUUGAGCCUCCUAUGUACGAGAUUGAAGCUGGCAUUUUCGGCACGUGGAUCGAGUCUGACGGCAAUACGAAGCCAAUGUGGGGCGACGACCCCGAAGAAGACGUGAGUCUCAUGUAUCAGAGCGUCCCUGGUCCGUGCUGUAAUGAUUCGUGUGAAAACCCGCACGGAUUGAACGUCCGAGCGUCUUUUGUUGCUCCUACCAAGAAUUUCCAGCUCUUUCGACAACGAUAUCAGCGGAACAAUAAGAAAGGGGGACAGAAGAACUUGCGCUGCUUCCCGUGCUGUCGGAAUGGACAUCAUGUGAGCUCAGGUUUUUGUGGAGAUUCGAUUAAAGUGCACGUGGCAGUCAGUCGCGUGACCAAGUCAGGAGGUGUGAAGAUGUGCCCCAUCCAUAUGACCCGUCCAAGCGUACUGGCUUUCGCGCGUUUUCUGAACCUUGACGGCGCUUUCGUCCCAACAGUUUCGGGACCAGAGGUCAUCCCUGGACAGACGAUUGAAAAGGUGGAGGUGCUGGCGUGGGUGCGCGACAAGCAACACCCGAUGAGCCCGCUGUUCCCGGGCAUUCUUCGUGGUGCCGCCAUGGAGACAUCAUCUCAGUCGGCCAUUUUCGAGUUUAAUGCUGAAUGCAAAGCAUGGCAUUACGGUUGGACUGCUCCACGUGGUCAGGGGCUAUCAGGAAACGAUACGCGCCAUGUGCUGGAAGUGCUCUUUAUGAAACCAAUGGGCUCGUACAUGUACUGUCUCGAACGUUUGCGCUCAGACGGCUUCUCCAUCUACUCCAGUCGUCGAGCCAACCCUGCCGCAAUCAAGCCUGAGGCUGAUGCUUUCGCUAGCCAAGAAAUUGAUGACAUUAGAAACCAUAAGCGGAAGCGUUUUGCUCACGCGGAAAAAGCAGCUUUGCCUCCAACGGAUACGACGAUGAUGCCCCAGUCUCCAGCCUCUCCGGUAUCGACGGUCGUGUCAAGCUGUCCAAUAAGCUCUCCUAUCUUUUCACCCUCGAAAGAAAACAUAAGGAACGGACGCCGCCAAAGUGUUGCACCUGCGAUGCGAGUAACUACCCUCUCGACAUCCGCUGGCUGUGUUGAUUUUACGUCGCCGAUGCAUGAUGUAUUACCAUUCAAGAUGGAGAGUAUGUUUGGGUCGAUAUCAUCCCCUCUGGCUGUCUGUCCUCCAUCGUCUUCCGUUCUAGUGGACAGUGUGUCGUCAGGUUUUGACUACCGGGGUCUGGAGAACCUGAUGUCCAGUAACGGAAUGCCACAAAACCAGAGCUCGUAUCAACAACUUCAGCAACAACUUGGUCGACAACAUCGACAAGUACUGGUAGACCAGCAAAACCAACAGCUUUGCAGACACCAGCGCGAACAGCAAGAAUUGUUGCAGCACCAGCAGCGACUUGUCCAGCAAUUAGCGGACCAGAUGAUGAUCAGCCAACAGCAAGAGCAGCAACUGCAUGUGAAUUACUCACAAGGCUCCUCGGAAGAGCUCCAGAAUCACUCGCUGUUCCAGGAAGAGCAAACCGCUUGUCGGGUUGUUUCAACGGACGAGCUGCCGUGGACCGAGCUGUACAACUUGUUCGACCCGUCUCCGCCUUCUCCCGCCAGUACUGACGAUGACCCUGACAACGACGAGGAGAGCCUGUCGAACCCUAGCAGUAGUCCAGCACCGUUUCCGACUACCAAAGUGACCAUGGACUUCUCUGUGACGUCUGUACCGCAGACUGUUUCGAACCACUUCUAG